This is a messenger RNA of Ilex paraguariensis (yerba mate), 902 nucleotides long. The record is from the annotation of a GenBank genome assembly. NCBI's taxonomy places the organism in Eukaryota, Viridiplantae, Streptophyta, Magnoliopsida, Aquifoliales, Aquifoliaceae.
AUAAAACUCUAGUUUUUUGCUCGGCAAGCAAAACAUGAACGACGACACAAGCAAUUCCAUAACACCACCAGGGAACUGGCGGACCGGACAACAAUAUGGAGACUACGCACCGGGCAACAAUAAUCAGAGCUUAAUGCGCUCCAUGUUUGUCCGUUCACUUCCUUUCAGGGCCACUUCGAAUGUAAGUCGAGAGGUACGCGAUCCAUGGUGGCCAUCGGAGGAGAGAUCAAUGAUCCAAAGUAAUCGCCUAGCAAGUUUUCAAGCCCCAAGGCAUUCUCCUGCUGCAAGAGAAGGGAUGGCGACGCCAAGACAGUCCAUGCUUGAACUCUCUCCAAUGUUUCUAGGCCAAUGGAAUACUCAACUCCCCACGUACGAGGAAGAGUCUAGACUAAGCUAUGAUGAGCAGAAAAAGGCCUUGAUGAAGCUAAGGAAAGAAAUCUACAAUCCCCCACCAAAGAUGGCAACAAGACAAGCCUGGUUGCAUUCUCGAUGGAAUGCUCGAAAUAGUUCUACUGAGAAUGAAAAGGUGAACGAUGAAGAUGGUAAAAGGUGUUCCAUUUGUUUAGAAGAUUUCGAGCCUAGACAGAUGGUGAUGCUUACUCCUUGCAAUCAUAUGUUUCAUGAGGAUUGCAUUGUGCCAUGGGUGAAGAGCCAUGGUCAAUGCCCUGUCUGUCGGUUUGCAAUGUACGAGCAAAGGAGAGUGAUAGCAGUGACCACAAACGAUAGGAGAGCAAAUGUGGCACCCAAUGAUCCAUUUGCUAGAGAACUGCUUUCAGUUAUAAUAAAUUUUGAGGAAGCUAUCGAAUGGAUGAACCAAAGAACAUUUCGCUAACCUUGUAGUAUAAAAAAGAAAAAAGUGUUCUAAACUACGAGUUGCAAUGUCGUUGCUACUUAGGAAUCCA